Anopheles stephensi (Asian malaria mosquito) is the source of this 1773-nucleotide messenger RNA. RefSeq names its product glutathione S-transferase 1-like. Lineage: Eukaryota; Metazoa; Arthropoda; Insecta; Diptera; Culicidae. The record is from RefSeq and is a predicted model, not a curated record. The transcript is spliced from 5 exons. The coding region runs from base 977 to 1693 and encodes 238 amino acids. Gene Ontology annotation, molecular function: glutathione transferase activity. Gene Ontology annotation, biological process: glutathione metabolic process.
UGAAUUCAGUUCAUUGCCGACUUUGGAGCGUAGGAGUUGAGCAGCCGUGAGGGAACGAUGCCUAAACCAGUGCUGUACACCGUCGGUCUUAGCCCACCGUGUCGAGCAGUGGAACUAACGGCCAAGGCACUUGGAUUGGACUUGGAGCGUAGAACCGUAGAUCUGCUGGCUGGAGAUAAUCUGAAGCCGGAAUUCUUGAAGCUCAACCCGAAGCAUACGAUUCCGGUGCUGGACGAUGAUGGGACAAUCAUCGGCGAAAGUCACGCCAUCAUGAUUUAUCUGGUGCGAAAGUACGGCAAGACGGAUGCGCUCUAUCCGUCCGAUAUCGUCCAGCAAGCGCGCGUCCACGAGGCACUCCAUUUCGAGUCCGGUGUACUGUUUGCGCGACUUCGUUUCAUUACGGAACUCGUGUUCUUCGCACGCAAACCGGAGAUCCCUGACGAUCGCAUCGAGUACGUCCGGAAAGCGUAUCGUCUGCUGGAGGAUUCUUUGUGCGAUGAGUUUGUUGCCGGUCGUGGGAUGACCAUCGCCGACUUUAGCUGCAUUUCGACGGUCGCCUCUACGGUGGGUUUUAUUCCGCUGGAUAAAUCGGAGUUCCCGCGGACCAUCGCUUGGAUGGAACGGAUGAAGAAGCAGUUGCCGUUCUACGAGGAAGCUAACGGGGCCGGCGCUACCGCGCUGGGACAGUUUGUGCUGAAGCAGUUGGCCGAUAAUGCGAAGCUAUAACAAUGCAGAGAGAGAGUGUGUGUAUUAGUCCGGCUUGUAGCAGUAGUGAAUGAAAACCGGAAUUUUGGCUGCUUAAUAUGCUGCAUCAUCGCCCAUCGCCCACCGCUCACCCAACCGGAAUGCGUUGUAGCAUCACAAUAAAAGACCAACCAACACGCACACACGCACGAGCAAGUGAAAUCAUGCGCUCUAUCUCGUAUCUCCAACGACCACAAUCAUGCAUCCGAACAUGGUUGGUCCGGCUUGAACGAUGUUCGGAUCAGUUCGGGUGUGUCUCUGCAUCGCAACGGUUGUCCCAAACAUGCCUAAGCUAGUUCUGUACACGCUGCACUUGAGCCCACCGUGCCGGGCUGUGGAACUGACGGCUAAGGCGUUGGGAUUGGAGCUGGAGCAGAAGAACAUCAAUCUGCUGGCCGGUGACCAUUUGCAGCCGGAGUUCUUGAAGCUUAACCCCCAACAUACGAUCCCGGUGCUGGAUGAUGAUGGUACGAUCAUUACCGAGAGCCAUGCGAUCAUGAUCUAUCUGGUGACGAAGUACGGCAAGGAUGACUCCCUCUACCCGAAGGACCCAGUCAAGCAGGCUCGUGUGAACGCUGCGCUGCACUUCGAAUCCGGUGUACUGUUUGCCCGGAUGCGAUUCAUCUUUGAACGUAUUCUGUUCUACGGAAAAACGGACUUGCCGGAGGAUCGCGUUGAGUAUGUGCAGAAAUCGUACCGCUUGCUGGAGGACACGCUGCUGGACGAUUUUGUAGCCGGACCGGCCAUGACGAUUGCCGACUUUAGCUGCAUCUCCACGAUCUCUAGCAUUAUGGGCGUGGUUGCGCUGGACAAAGCGGAACAUCCCCGGAUCUACGGGUGGAUCGAUCGUCUGAAGCAGCUGCCAUACUACGAGGAGGCUAACGGUGGCGGUGGUACCGAUCUGGCCAAGUUUGUACUGGCCAAAAAGGAAGAGAAUGCUAAAGCUUAGCAUGGAAGUCUUGAAAUAAAGAAGCACAAACGUAACUUGAAGCAGCUUCCUAUUGAAGUUAUCUUCUCGAUUACUCAUCA